This is a messenger RNA of Fraxinus pennsylvanica, 336 nucleotides long. The record is from the annotation of a GenBank genome assembly. Lineage: Eukaryota; Viridiplantae; Streptophyta; Magnoliopsida; Lamiales; Oleaceae.
AUGGCAACUCAUGCAGUCGAGAGAUUAUCCGCGUCUGCCAAGGAAAAAACUGGAAUCCAAGUCCUCCUAUCAACCAUUUAUGCUUCUGCUGGCAAAUGGAGCGAUUUUGCAAAUGUGAGAAAGCACACGAAAGAAAAAGGAGUUCUGAAAGUUCCUGGUUUAAGCUCAACCGAUGUAAAUGGAGUCAUCCACGAGUCCACUUCGGGUGAAGAAUCCCAUCCGGAGAAGGACAUAGACAAACAAGAGAGAAUUCUUGCUGAGCCGACACAGCGAGAAACAAGCCAUUGUCUUCGGGUUUGUAUGUUCAGAUCAUGGAAUGCCUGUACGGGUUGUUAA